AUGAUAAACUUAUGGCAGGUUUGGUUUCAAAACAGAAGGGCGAAAUUUAGAAAACAAGAACGUCUAGCACAACAGAAAUCUUCCAACAUUAAUUCCGAUAGUCCAAAUCCAACAACGAAUAUUAAAGCAGAGAACAAUAGUUCCACGAAGAACUCUAUCAGUAGUAAUAAAGAUAACGUUAAACCAGGAUCACCUCAUUCCAGCAUAUCCACGACACCCAAUUCGAAUACGAGUAGUAUAUCAAGCCUUCAUUCGAAUAAUGGCGAUAUCAAACCUUCCAACGGACAUUCUGGCAAAUCAGAAGACUCAAUCUCAAAUAACAACAAAUGGCACUCGAUGAGCCCUCAAUCCUGUAACACCGCCUUGCUAGUUCAUCAAGCUAACAAAGUUUUGUCCCAACCAAACCAUCUUCAAUCACACCACAACUCUCACGCAGCAGCUGCAGCUGCGGCUGCGCUAUCGUCGCCUUUUACGUCACUGUUAGGAGCGACCGGUGGUGCGGCUUCUUAUCUACUUGGUGAUCAUUUAAAGCCUGCAACGGCGAACCAUCUAUUCUAAGGAAUCGUUUAUAUUAGGAAUUUUUAGCGAAAUUUGUGAAAUUUGUCAAUUUGUUGUAAAAAAAAUAGUUAUUAACCAUUUUUGUUUUUAUUUUAUAUUUAUACAACUAUUUUUGAGAUGUUAAAAUUGUUAAAAAAUGUGAGGACACCUUUAGCAGAAAAUAUAAAAUAUUUUCUAUUACACAAAAUUAUUUCAAACUUAGCCUUUUUCAAGGAUAUUCUCGAAAUAUAUUGCUAUCCCGUAAACUCAAUCUAAGUAGGUUUUGAAAACCAAAAUAUCAGUACUGAUUCCCGAGGUAUCUAAUAAAAAUUAAUUUGAUUUCUUUAUUUGACUACAGUAUGUUUAUUUUUAAAAAUAGGCAAUUUCUAUCAAGUUGGGCAUAUGUUAGCGCAUUUAAUUAUUUAAUUCGACGUUUCGUAAAUGCAGAAGUACCCAUCUAUUUCUCUAUUAGAACAUGGAUAGGUGUUAUUCCGAUAGAUCAAUUUUAUACUGAAUACAAUGAUAUAAUAACAUAUUCGGAUUGAACAUCAGCUAGUACGGACCUAUAUCAUGAAUUAUUUGAAAUAAGCAACUACCUACAUUUAUUUAUCUUUAAUAAUUUAAUUAAAAAAAAUCUUGUUACAAGGAUGUUUUUAUGGUUUUAAUUCGGAACUGACUUAACAUAGGACUCUAAAACACACAAAAGGCUUUAUAAAAUAGAUUAAAGAAGUAUAUUUGCAUUCUUAGUACCAGUUAUCUGUUUUAUGUCUUUUUCUGGUUGCAACUAUUAUUUUAAACCAUUUAUUUACAGUGAGGGAGUGAGGCAACCGUAUAAAGCAGGAAUCAAAGUAGUACAACUUGAUUAACUCUUAAAACACGUUCUUGCAUCUCAGAUAAACAAACUCGCCCAAACCACCAUCCCCACCCAAUGUAUCAACCGUCCCGCUCUUUCUAAUGCGGCAGUCUAUGCGACAGAUCUGUCUGUCUUAUAUAAUACAUACUCUGUAUGUUUUGAAUGAAUAAGGGCCUAAUUAUGAAUACAUGGAAUAGUUUAGUUUCUAUGUUAAGUGA
Messenger RNA from Psylliodes chrysocephalus, 1608 nucleotides. Lineage: Eukaryota; Metazoa; Arthropoda; Insecta; Coleoptera; Chrysomelidae. The record is from the annotation of a GenBank genome assembly.